This is a messenger RNA of Toxoplasma gondii ME49, 13085 nucleotides long. RefSeq names its product HECT-domain (ubiquitin-transferase) domain-containing protein. Gene Ontology annotation, molecular function: ubiquitin protein ligase activity. The record is from RefSeq and is a predicted model, not a curated record. NCBI's taxonomy places the organism in Eukaryota, Apicomplexa, Conoidasida, Eucoccidiorida, Sarcocystidae. Bases 1 to 12468 code for a protein of 4155 amino acids. Gene Ontology annotation, biological process: proteasome-mediated ubiquitin-dependent protein catabolic process; protein polyubiquitination. The transcript is spliced from 14 exons.
AUGCAGCGGUUCAUCGUCAUGGGCCGCGGCAGCAGCCGCGCAGCCUCCGACGACCACCGGUGGACUGCGAUGCUCCAGGCUCUUCAGCAACCAAGCCCUACACAGCACACGGCAUGCCUGGCAGAUCUACAGGAGUGGCUUUCGUACGCGACAGAAGGGUCGAUUGGACAUUUCCCUCUUGAGGCGUUUGUCUCUGCGCUGUUUGAUCUCCUGGACGGGAAGCCGGCGGCGUCGCCUUUUCCGCGGGCUUUGGCGGUUUCUCGGCGACUCUCUGCAGCUUCGUCAGUGCAUUCGCAGAGCGGAGCGCAUGCAGCGAGUCCCCGGGGACGACCGGGGCGAGAAAGAAGCAGAGAGGCUGGCGCAGAGAACGAGGGAGCGACCCCCGGUGAGGCUUCAGAGAAGCCGCGACGCCGAAGAGGCAGAGCCCAGAGGCAAAGUCAAGACCCUGGUGAAAGCGCGACGGGCGAAAAGCCGCAGGCGACAGAACUCAGUGACACGUCGGCUUCUCAAGCCUCUCACGCAAAGGAAGAAGGCGAGAAGCAGAACGGUGGCGCAAGAGAAAGAGACGAAGGAAGAGGAGACGUAGAGGGAGGCGAAGGAGAUAGAAGCGAAGAGCGAGGGGAGAAAAGUGGAGCGAGAGGAGAGAAAAGUGGAGCGAGAGGAGAGAAAAGUGAAGAGAGAGGACAGAAAAGUGAAGAGCGAGGAGAGCGAGGUGAAGCGAGAGGAGACAGAAGUGAAGAGCAAAGAGAAAUAAACGAAGAGCAAGGAGAGACGGAAGAAGCGGGGCGAUCGUCUGUAGGGUCGGGAGAGUCUUCAUCGAGAGUUCGUGGCGAUGGAGAAGAGACUGAGGAAGGCGAGGGGGAGAGACAGCAGCCACAGGGGACGCGAACUGGAAGUCUGGCAUUUGAGCUUGGAUCUCUCGCCGUUCGCUUCGGCCUCGACGCGGGGCGCCCAGAGGGGCUCUUGGGGGGCGAAGAUGACUUUGGUUUUGGUGGCAUGGGAGAAGAAGAUGAACUUCUGCUCCUGCAGCAACAGGCUGCUCUCCUCGGAGAAGAUGACGCAGAUGGACAAGUCCAGAAAAUGCUCCUCGUCGCAAACUGUCUCUUUCUCCUCCUCGACCUUCUCCCCGUUCAAGCUUCCGCCGCCAUCGUCCGGCAACCGCGGUAUCUGCGCAUCCUCAACAGCAAGCUAACAAGCAUCGAGUACAUUGACCUCGCAGAGAAAAUUUUGCAGUGCAUGGAUAAGCUGACGGAGGAGCAGCCGCUGAGCAUUUUUCUGGCGGGGGGGCUGCAGGCCUGUCUUUCUUUCCUGGAUUUCUUCUCGCUCGACGUGCAGAGACGCACGAUGAAGUCUGUCGCCAGGCUUUUCAAAACUGCUCAAACCUGGGCCUCAACAGCAUCGCUCUCCACUUCUGCGCGGAGUGGAGGCUCUUCGGGGCGGGGCGGCGAGGCAAACCGACAGGACAGAAACGACAAAGACUCUUCGUCUCUCUCGUCGUAUUCGUUCCCCUCUUCUCCUCUCCCUUCUUCUUCUCCUCUCCCUUCUUCUUCUUCUCCUCUCCCUUCUUCUGCUAUUCCCUCUUCCUGUUGCUCCGCUGGCUCCGGAGGUAGCCUACAGCGACGUGCGGUCUGGCGUCGGAGAGAGAAGGACGGAAGAGAAUACUGGCCAGCUGACGGCAUUGCACGCUACAUGGAGAAGAGACUUGAGCAGCAGCGGGAAGAACUGAAGAGACUCGUCCUGCCCGUCCUCCCCACUCUGUCUUCUCUCCUCACCUAUGAAGACGAUACGCUUGUUCAGUACGCUUGCCAGUGUUGGCGGAGCUUCAUCGACUCGCUUGUUUCCCUGCACCUGCGUGCGGCUUCUUGUGCGCCUCCGUGUCCUUCGAGUUCCUCUGCGCCUUCGCACGCUUCUCCAGCUUCGGCAGAGGGGUCGAUCGCGUCCGCGCCCGCGGGGGAGGCUUCUGCAAGUGUCGAUUCUGCAAGCGCUUUGCAUCAUUUGUGCCGGCGAUUUGGACAACAAGGACCUGCUGGAGACAGUGCCUUAACUUCGUCCUUAUCCUCCUCGUUCUCGCCCGCUUUCCCUCGUGUCUAUGCCUCUUUCUCUCCUCCUCUUGCGUCUACCUUCACUUCGUCUCUCCCCUCUUCGGUCUCUCCUGCUUUGCGUCCGUCUGCUUCUUCUGCUUCUCCUGCUUCUGCUUCGCUGAUUCCAGAGCGCGGGACUGCAUGUCUGUCCGACCUUUCUGGGGGGGGGGAGGGAGAGCGUGACGAGCGUGUGCGGUGGAUCGAAGACACUGGGAAGAGGUACCGAGACAGUCGUGGGCGACUGGGCAGGGAACUGACAGAGGUCGCUGCCUCUGCCCUCGUUCCGAAUCUCCUUGGACUCAUUGCCCGUCACGUGGACUUUGCGGUUAGCGCAACGAACGAAGAGAAAGAAGAAGGCAUGGAGUCUCUCCAGAAGGCAUGCGUCGCCGACGCCGCCCACACCCUAGCGGUGCUGGCGAAUUUUAGUACCCAGCUCGCGGAGGAGGUCCUCAGAGACCCCAGGUGGAGAAGCGUCGACCGAGUCAUGCAUGCAGUGGGAGAAGGUCCUGAUUUUACGUUAUUGCUGCGGUUCGUCUGUCUGGGAGUUUCUUUGUUGCCGGCGAUUGUCUUCAACCUCCCGCUGUUCUUCGAGCACCUGCGCGUGGACAGCGCAUGCAGUGCGUCUCCCACGAAGAAAAAGCGGCCGUCGUCGAAAUGCGUCUUUUCUGAGAAGGCGGCGCAGGAGACAAGAGAAGAGGGCGAGAGCCCGGCCGUCGCCUCGACUCCCAACACACUUUUUUCGGGGAAACGAGGCGCGUUACUCGAAGCCUCCCGUCUCCUUCUCCCCGAUGGUGACCGAAGUCGCCUGUUCGUGAAAGAUCCCGAGCUUUUUGGGUCACUUUUGAGGACGUUUGCGGGGUCGCUGUUGCAUCUGUACGACCGUGCUCUCUCCUCCGAACUUCUGUUGCAGACACUGCAGUUUCUCCUCAGCUGCGUCGUGACGGCGAGCGCAGCAGAAGUCGCGGACGGCGCCUAUGCAUCCGGGUCGAAGGAGGAGACGCAGGGGCGAGGUGUGACUGCUGGGAGCGAGGCUGUGGAGAAACAACGAAGCUUGAAGGAUGAACUUCUCGCCGAACUUGACAGCGUUCAACUCGCGGAGUUCCUGGCGUUCAUUCUCCAGACAAAGCCGGCUGCGACGGCCGUGACGGCCGCACUCAGUGUCACGCUUGAACUUCUUUGUCUCGCGCCGAAGAUCUUUCUUCCGGUCUUCUUCAAGGAAGGAGUGAUUGCCUUCGUUAGACAAGACCUUGAAGCCGCGCUCGAGGAAGGCGCCCUUGCGUCGCUCCCUUCUUCUCGCUCGCUAGCUGCUGCUUUGGCGCUGCCGUCCUCCCCUCCCUCUUCUCCCCUCGCGUCUUCUCUCGCUUCUCUCUCUUCGUCGCUCUCUUCGUUCUCCACGUCGUGGCAGACGAGCGCGCGCGGCGUUCGUUCGACUCCGGCCGCGGGUGCUCACCUUGAAGACGGCGGCACAAAAGGCUCCGCCUCGCCUGCAGGCGCGGCUGCGUGGCGAGGCCAGGCGGCCGGAGGAGAGGACGAGGAGAUGGAUUUCGCCUCGGUUUUCCCGCUACGCUGGUGCCUUGCCUUCUCCUCGUCCGGUCACGUAGCGACGAAUCUGUCGCGUCUCUCGCUGUGGAUGCAGGCGGCAAUUCUGCUUCUCCCCAGCGUGCAGGCGUCCUGUGCUCGUUCGUUGUCUGUCCUGCCUGCUGCAGGGGAAGACGCAGACGCAAGGGGAGGCGCGACAGGGUCGCAAAAAUGCCCUUGGGACCCCCGUUCGAAGCCGAGAAGCACGGCCAGUGCGCUGCCGCCCUUCGGCUCUGCGACCGCCUGUGACUCUUCGGUGCUCCCGAGGCUUCACAGAGUCACGGCGCUCUUGUCGGCUGGUGAGGCCGAAGGGGCAAACGAACAGACGAAGGCCAGCAAGGAAGAAGGAGAGCAAGCAAGAGGCCUCUGUGGCAGGGAGGAUGCAACGCCUCUGCAGGAACAGACGGGAGAGAGCGAGCGCGAGAGAGCGUGGCGUGCGUUCGUCGCCCUGAGAGAUCUCCUUGAGGGAGAAGAACAAGUCUCCGCCUUCGAGUUCAUCGUCUCCGAUGUCGCCACUGCCCUCGCGCAAUUUCUCGGCGGCCUCGAAUUUGCGCAGGCAGAAGGCGAAACGAAGCAAGCGGCCAGCGAAAAAGAGAACUCCGAUCUCUCCUCCACUCCGCCCCAUGGCGACAAAAUGCGCAGAUGGCACAGGCUCCCCACAGGAGAGACAGAGGAGACAGAGACAGGAGAAACGGAGACAGGAAAGACGGAUGUCCUCGAGGAGACUUUGCCUUUCUGUUCCCGGGGAGAGAGCCGGUGGAAGGGGCAAGGGGAGGCGACGCGAGCGGAGACACUCCACGCGCGCUUGUGCCUCUUCUUGCGCGCGUUCGCCUUUUCCUCGGCGCUCGCGCCUCAGACGCCUUCGGUCUCGCUUUGGGGAGACCUCGACUGGUCUCAGGUGGAUGGCUCUCUCUUGCUUGUGCUCGCGUCGUUGUGCAUGAAGAGUUUGGGUCGCGCCGGGAACUCGAGGCUCGUUGUGAAAACGGUGUUCUCGUCGAGUGAGAAAAACGCGAUUGGAUCUUCUUCGUCCUGUCUCCCACCGCACCUGCGCCCGUCGACGCCUCCAGGCUUCUUUUCAGAUCGCUCGGGCACCAGAGGCCACAAACUGCAGCCUGUAUCUCCUCGUUAUUCUCUCUCUGCAAACGCCGCGUCGUCUCCAGACCGAAGCGAAGGCGACGAAUCGAAGGCCAGCUCUUCAGUCCGCGGGCACCCACACGCAUCUGAACGACCUACACUUCGACCUGCAACAGACCACAACGAGACGCAGGGGUCUUCUCUCUCGGGGGUGUCUUGUGGAGGGUGGCGGUCGGCUUCGUCCGAGCAUCCAGGAGGCGAGUCGUCUUUGUUUCGUCGCGUGCGGCUCUGCUACGGCCUGCCUUCCGGGUACGCGUCGCUCUUCGCGCCGCGGUCGUCGGGGGACGGCGCCGAGGAGGAGAGCCACGGCGGCCAGGUCCUGUCUUGGGAGGAGCGCGGAGGGGGUGCAGCGAAGAUGAGCAGAGACAGUGGAGGCAGAGCCGCGGCUGUGGAGGAGACGGUGCAUGCGAAAUUGCCAAGAGAAGGCGCAAACGCUCAGGCCUAUCAGGAGACCACGGAGGACGUCGUCACCCUCUUCGGCUCUCUGCACAGGGAGGUGAUUGUGCGGCUCUCACCUUCGGCGCGGGAGCAGAGAAGGACCCAGCUGCGGGCGGCCGAGGCCCAGGAGACGGACAGAGACACGUUCGCGAGAAACGCGACGUCGCCGCAGAGAGAACAAGGCGUGGAAGUCGAGCCAGGCCACUCUGGGGAGAAGCGCGGCGAGAAGGGAGGAGCGCAGAGGGGUGGCGACGGCGGACUCGCGAAGCGACGCAGAGAACACGAGAGCGGAAGGGCAGAGGGCGAGGAUGUAGGUGUCGAUGGAGCGCGUGGGGGCGGAGAGAAGCCGGGCAGCGGGGGGGGAGAAGAGGCGAGGGAGGAGAGUUCAGAAUCAAGGCUAGAAGACAGAAGAGGAGCGCGAGAUGAAGAGUCGCCAGCUCGACGUGCGUCUGCUCGCGCAGAGGCGAGGAAGGCGAGGGGAGGCGAGCGAAGACGCCGGGGCGCCGGGAGCGUACCCCGAGGUUCAGAGACACGGAAUGGAACUGAGUCUGCUUUGCUUUCCUCCUUGGUUCGACAGUUGCUUCCUUCGUCUCUCACGUCGUCUCAGGCGGAGAGAAGCGAAGAAAACGCUCCUGGAGCGUCCGCGGACCUUCUGUCUCUCUUGGUGCAAGCAGCCGUCCUCGACGAAGAUGACGAAGACGCAUUCGCUGCGGAGGACGAACUCCUCUUCUCCCGGUCCACAAGGGAAACUCAUGAAGAGUCGUCCUCUCAGGGGCGCCCCGGUUUCAACUCUCUUCUCCCUUCUCGGUCUUCUCAUGCUCCGAGCCGCCGAUCCGCGCCGCCCUCACCUCUCUGUGGACCUCCUUCUUCCUCUUCUGCAUCUUCCUCUUCUUCGACUUCUUCUUCCUCUUCUUCCUCUUCGACUUCUUCCUCUUCUUCCUCUUCUUCUGUUGUCUCUCACGAGCAGGCGUUACAUCAUAUGAUCGACAAGCUGAGUGCGUCUUUAGGCCCAGAUGCGUUGCGCGCGGUGUCGGGUGCGGAGGGGAGGUCGGUAGGGAGAGUGUUCCCGUCUCUUUUUUCGCGCGGUGCCUCGGCGGCUCAGCGCUGUGAGAGCGGCUCGGCUCAGAGAGGGUCGUGGAGACAACACGGCGUAGGGAACGGCGAGCGAAGAGACAGAGCAGUGCACUCUGAGUUCAGCUACCUGCUGGAUGGACAAGCCGCCGUGAGCUGUCUGGAAGCUUUUGUGGAGAGAGAGAUCGGAGGUCAGAGAGCGGCCAACGCGGCACGCAUGCAACGGCACAAGCAACUUACGCAGCAGCGCGGGUGCGAGUCUUCUUCGCGAGGGCGGACGCGCGAGAGCGAAUAUGGCAAAGAAAAAAGAAAGACCGAGAAAGAGCGCGGCGCGACGAGCAGCGCUCGGGACCACGGCGUCGAAGGAGGAGCCCAGGGAUCACGCGAGGGCGACCGACAACUGGCCCAGAACGAGACGGAAGAAAAGAAGAAGGACGAAGGGAAAGAGAAGGACGAAACCGAAGAUGCGGGAGAGGCGAAAGUGAAGCAAGAGAAUGGGGAAGAAGAGGUACGGCCUGAGGAGGAGAGGAAGAAUGGUGAGAGAGAGACUCAAGAAGGAGGCACGACGCGCCGCAGACGAGCUCUGAGCAGAGGGACGUGCCCAGGGAGAAGCGGCGAUGUGCAGAAGAAGGAAAGGAGACCCGCGACAGAAGAGAAGAAAGAGAAAGAAACGGAGAAACGAAGAGAACGCCUGAAAGAGAAGACGGGAGUUGCGACAAGCCGCUCGACAGACGGAGGACGGCCACGCAGGGAGAGACCGAAGGAGACAGCCGUAUGGCAGACUGCGAGCGGCAGCGGACGCAGAGGACGCCGUUCACGGAGGAAAGAAGAAACUCCGCAAGGUGCUCCGCCCCAUUCGACAAAAAGCGAACAGAAGGAAGAACAGGGUCUAGAGAUGGAGACAAAGGAGACGAAGGAGACAAUGGAGGCGAAGAACCCAGAAGACGAAGGUCUGGAGACACGAAGCAAGUCUGCUCAAGAUGCGAGUGAAGACUCAGGAGCUAACCAAAGGAACGAGGAUUCUUGCGAACGCGCGAGCGACGAGUCGAGCUCGUCAGCUGGAGAGAGGCACGAAGACGGGGAGGAAGACGACGAAGAGAUGGCAGACGUUGUUUGUGGGAUGUUGGAAGAGGAAGAAGACGAAGACGAUUUAAGUGAAGAAGCUUUAGAUGAAGAAGAGUCGCCGCAUUUGAUGCGUCGCCUGGAGAGACGGCAGCGGGGGUUGAGGGCUUUACGGAGUGGAGACGAGGGGGGUGGUUUCUUUUCUCUGGAACGCCCAGAGGAGACGAGCAGCGGCUUCGACACGAGCAGCGACGAGGAUCUGGCGGCUGAGUUUGAGAUUCUUUUAUCGGAACGCUGUUCGCUCGGCGAUCGGUCGCGUCUCCUCGCCGCCGACGCCGCGAGUCUCUUCUCCCCGGCCUUUGCUUGCCCAGCCCGACGCUACCUGAACCGCUCUGGAGUCUCUUCUCCCCCGCAUCCCUCUUCUUCGUCGACUUCUUCUUCCUCUCCACCGACAUCUUCCUCUGCUUCGUCGACUUUUGUCUCUUCACGCGUCACUGGGAGGCUUGGGGUGUGUCAUCGCGGAUUCUUUUCUGCCAAGACGGUGCCGCCGUUGGCCUCUGCAGUUUCGUCCGGCGCCCUCGGAGUCGAGGCGGGAGAUGAAAAGGCGAAACCGAACAUCCAGCUCUUCGUCGGGGGACUGCCAGUUCCCGCUCACAUGCCUCUGACCGAAGCGCUCUGUAGGUACAACCGGUGUUUCCCUGCAACGCAUGCAGUGCGCCUGCCGCGGUCGACUGCCAUCUCGCGCGCUACGCACCAGGGAGUUGACGCAGGCGAUCAAACAGACAGAAGAGACAAGCUCGAGAGAUGGACAGAGAGAGUCACCGAGGCGGAAGCGCCGCAGAGCCGCGCCCCCCCUGCACCGCUCUCUUCUGCUCCUGCCCAACGGCCGCGACACAGAAACGAAGAGUUGAAUCCACGUGGAGAGACAAACCGAACUGUAGAGGCAAGUCGACCUGGCAAGGAAAGCCGAGGCAACGAAGAAAGCAGAAGUGAGGAAAGCCGGAGUGGAGAAGAAAGCAGAGAGAGCAAAGGCAGCGAGAGUCGCGAGGAGGUCGAGGCCGCAAGAGCGCAUGCGCAGUCGGUCGCGCGUGGAAGACUCGGAGAAGGCCUGAGAAGCGAGCGAGAGGCAAGGCAGAAGGAGAGACUGUUGAGCGAGAGAGAAGCGCCGAAGGAGAAACACUCGAUGUACGCCGUGGUCGACUUGCACGCGAGAUUCCUCGUGGCUUCUGACGCAGAUCUCCUCCUUCUUCCUUGUCAUCAGAACGCGCCCGGGCACAGCCGUCGCUCCGCGACGAUGAGUGCAGGCCAGUUCGGCCUCGCUGCGCAGAGGCGAGGCCGCGAACAAGACGCGGGAGAAGAAGAAUACGCAGCUCUCUGGGGGACGCGUCACGCCAUCGAGUAUGAGGUCCUGGAGAACCACGACGAGACCGGUCGGCUGGCCGAGAUUUCUCGAUGCGAGACAAGUCCCGUGAGAAACCUAGAGCCAAGUCCAUCCUUUUCAAAUUCUUCUCCGUCUCCGUCAGUGUUUGCAUCUUCUGCCGUGCAUUCGUCGUUUUUGUGUCCUAGAGUGUGCCCGUCAGAGGGCGGCUCGAGGGCUGAAGCGGCCUUCUUGCGGGACCAGAGAGAGAGGGAGAACCGCCUGUUGGAGGGUCGGUGUUCUCCGCUUCUGUGCACGGUCGUCGACUCGGUUUUCGGCUCCGAGUCUCUCCUCGCCGACUUUCGCUCUUUCGUCAAGACGCCUGCUGUUGCAGGGUCUCUCGCCUUGACCUCGCCUCGUCGUGCGCGGCCUCUCGGACCUCCACCAGAAGACGCGGUUUUCUGCAGCACCCCGGAACGCGGAAAACGCAUGCAGCAAAACGUACUCCAGUCGGCGUGGCAAAGUCCGUCUCUGUUGGCGGCGAAGCCUCUCGAGAACGCCCUAGUUUCCGCCUUGGAAGACGCAGUUGCGUGCAUGGCUUUUUUGCGCGGAUCGACUGCCGCGCCGCCGCGACAGGACCUGCUGCUCUGCGCAGGAGCCGACGAAGCUGCGGAGCUCGUCGCCUCCAGAGGUGACACGGCCAGGAGAAAUGCACAUGCGCCUUCUUCUCGGCUCUCGUCGUUGCCAGCGAGUUCAAAGGCUGGAUGUGAAGGCCCUUUGCGCGUUCCACUGUUUGGGGACAGCCCCCUGCGAGACAUCUUUGGCAGAGACAAAACGUCGGCGUCGCUGGUUUUUCUCCUGACUCUUCUGCACCACCUCGUGCAUGCGCUGCGGCGUGUGCACCUGGAAAAGGCCUUUCUGUCUGGGCGCGAAACUUUUUCGGUGCCGGUCAUCUCGCCUGCGUCGUCUCUCUUCUCGUCGCCUGUCGCGUCUGCGAAGCGCCCGCUCCCCGCCUCGACCGGCCCUCGCCGCGCGUCUCUCUUGGAGCCCCAGCAGACGCGCCGGAGCGGCUCCGAGACUCUCGAUCCUUCUUCUGUUUGUUCCUAUCUCUCUUCUUCGCUCUCUUCUUCUCGCAUGAAGAGAGCGCCCUCGAUAUUUGCGGUUUCUGAGGCGCAGCUGAGCCGCUUUUUCACGAGCAGCGCGCUAUCUCUGAAGCUGCUUCAGGUCCUGUCUGACCCCGCCGUCGUGUUCAGUUUGUGUCCCCCGCUGUGGCUGUCACGCCUCUUGCGAGGCUGUGCAUUUCUGUUUCCCUUCUCUGCACGCAUGCUGUUUCUCUGUCAAAAUUCGCUAGGUUUGAAUCGGGCGCUUUGCUGUUUCGGCGAACGCGUGGGAGAGGCCGUAGAGCAUGCGGCGGCGCGGGGGGGAGGCGCCGGAAGUUUUGUGGUGUCUUCUCUCUCUCAGAGAAGCGGCGGCGCUCCUGCAAAUUCCAGGUUUUCCCCCCUCGCUCUCUCUGGGGCUCCCGCCGCGAGUGCCGGACCCGCAGGCGGUUCAGGAGCCUCCGUCUAUGCAUGGGGUACCGACCCCACGAGUCGAGCGUUGAUGGUCACCCUCGUGGCUCGCGUUUUCUCUCAGAUCAAAGGCAGCCAGAGGCAACAACAGGAAUUCGUCGCAGACCUCGAAUCGGCAGUUGUCCUUCCUCGAACAAAGGUGAAGAUUCACCGCACGCGAAUCCUCGACAGCGCGUUCAAGGUGAUGGAUCACUUUCACUCGUUGCUGUACAAUUCGCCAGGCAAGGGCGGCGGGAGUUUGGCCUCUCAGCAGCAACCGCUCUUGGAGGUGGAGUACUUCGGGGAAGAAGGUGUAGGCUCCGGUCCGACAGUUGAAUUUUACUCCGAGGUUCUGGAAGCCAUUCAGACUCACACAGCGCCCCGACUCUUCCGAGAUGCAAGCUCAGACGGUUGCUUCUUCCCCUUUCCCUACGCCUUUGACCCUCUCCGUCUCUCCCCUAGUCUCCUCGCCAAGCCUGCAUGCUCGUCUCUCACUUCUGCAAGUUCUGCAGGCAUGCCGUCUUCACGGUCCUCUUCUUCCUCUCCCGUCCGAGCCUCAACAUCGAGGCCAUCACCCCAGUCGUUCUCUUUUCCUUUGUCUUCCUCUUUGUCACCGUCUUCCUCUUCAUCUUUUUCUUCCUCUUCCUCUUCUUCCUCCUCUUCAUGUCCUUCAUCUUCUGCGUCUUCGUCUUCUUCCUCUCCCGUCCGAGCUUCAGCAUCGAGACCAUCCCAUCAGUCUUUCUCUUCUUCAACUUCUUCCUCCUCUCCUUCUUCGUCUUCUGCUUCUUCUUCGGCGACACGGCAAACACCAGAGGAAGGAAGCGCAGAGACGAGCGUCAGGUCAACUGUUUCUUCGGCCGUGACAUCCUCUGCGGGGAGACACCAGGAUGAAGGGGAAUCACAGAUUCCUCCACCUGCCUCCUGCACGCCAUGGCCUCUCUCUUCGCGCAACAGUCCCGGUCCUUCCGCACGGUCUCCUUCGUCUUCUUCGUCUGUGGUCAGUGGAGCGUCGACAGUGGAAGAGAAAGUCUUUCUUCUCUUUCGGCUGCUCGGCCAGCUUGCAGCGAAGGCGUUGCUGGACGGGAGAAGCUUCACAAUCGACUUGCGGCUUCACCCUGCCUUCUGGCGUCUCGUCCUUGAGAGGGAAGUCUGCACAUGCGGGCUUGUGGCGCCCGCGCUCACCUCUUUGUCGCCUCUGUCCGAAGACGAAAACCAAGGCGGCGUGCUUGCAGAAGCAGAGACGACUUCGCAGUGCGAACGACUCAGCAGUCGGGAAGACGAAAAUCCGCGGACGCUCAGCAAAGGGCCAUUCGAUGGAUCGGUCGACCGGAGGGUAACCAGAGCCCAGUUGAGGCGCGAGAAGGAACGAGAGGAGAAGCGAGAACGGGAGAAGAGAGAGGAGAAGAGGAACGGAGACGAGGAAGGAAAGCCGAAAAGGCGGUUCUGUCGAGCGUGCGUGAAAACUCACUCGCUAGGCUUGGUGGACCUCAACGAUGUAGACGAACAACUUGCUCGAAGUCUGCAACGGCUGCUCCUCUUCCGUAGUGAAGGAAACGAAGUGGAGGAGCUUGCGCUUGUCUUCGUGCUUCCAGGAACCGACAUCGAACUGGUGCAAGGUGGAGGCGAAAUUGCGGUGUGUAACGCGAAUCUCGAUUUCUACAUUCACCGCGUCAUCCAAGUUGUCCUCUUCGAAGGUGUCCUUCUCCAGGCCUAUGCGUUCCGAUACGGGAUCAGCACGUUCAUUCCUCUCUACAGCUUGGCGCUAUUCUCCCCCAAAGAGAGAGCUCAUGUGGUCUUCGGAGGCGGCGGGAGGGUUGCAGACAAUCGCUUCUGGAACAUCGACCAUCUCCGCGCCCACGUCGUCCCUGAUCACGGAUUCACUGCGUCAAGUGCAACGUACGUCGCCUUUUUAGAAGUUUUGACGGAAUUUUCUGUUGAGGAGCGACGGCGGUUUCUGCGAUUCGCCACGGGGACGCCUGUCCUGCCCCACGGGGGUUUUGCCUCUCUCCGACCCUUGAUGAAGGUGGUUCGAAAGCCUCAGGAGACCGGAGGCGAAGGCGCCACGUGCGACGACGUUCUGCCGUCAGUGAUGACGUGCACGAACUACAUAAAGUUGCCAGACUAUUCGAGCAAACAGGUUCUUCGUCGUCGUCUGAUUGUCGCCAUGACAGAAGGACAAGGAGCGUUUACUCUCUCGUGAGUGUGUGCUGCGGCAGGUGUUGUGGAUUUGCACCUGCACUUUUGGAACCGGAGUGGUUCGUUUUGCUCGGCAUUCUGACAGAAAAGGAAACGGUCAAUCGAGGUUCAACGCAACCGUAAUCAUCGCUCUAGAUGGGUUCUUAAGUCUGGGGUUUUCCGCCUGGCACUGCAUAGCAGAUAAAUGCUGCUAAAAGGCUUAUUUCCACGAAGCAUCGGCUCCCUUCAGAUUCCGUCGCACUCUGAGGUGCAAGGAUAUGUAGGAAUGAAACUCGCUGCGUUAUCAGAGCUCACAAAAUAACGGCAUUCAGCGCCGGUGGAUAAUGUUCCGGAGGGGGCAAAUCACUUGUAAAGAAGCGAGGGCGGGAAGAGCUGCAGUCUAACUACACGGGUUUCAGCAGCAGAAAGAGGGUAGAGGAGCGUGCGGCUGAAGAUAAAAAGGCGUCAGAGGCAAGGCGGUGGUGGUAGGCAACAUCAGUGGAAAAACAGUGGUAAAAUGCAGACGGGGCCCAACCGCUUUCGCGUAUUCUUCCCGGUGUUAAGCAUCGACAAAGGCUUUGGCCCGAAAUCAGGCGUGGCCCUCAUGCAAACCGUUGAAUCUGUCCUUAACAAAACAUGAUU